AUGGAAGACGGCGAGCUUGAUUUCUCGAACCAGGAAGUGUUUUCGAGCUCGGAGAUGGGUGAAUUACCGCCUAGCAACUGUUCGAUGGAUAGUUUCUUCGACGGGCUUCUCCUGGAUACUAACGCUGCGUGUACACACACUCACACCUGUAACCCCACGGGGCCAGAGAACACGCAUACUCACACAUGCUUCCAUGUCCACACCAAGAUUCUGCCGGAGGACAGCGACGAGAAGGUUUCCACCGACGAUACAGCUGAGUCUUGCGGGAAGAAUGGCGAGAAAAGACCUUUAGGGAAUCGAGAAGCGGUGAGAAAGUAUAGAGAGAAGAAGAAGGCUAAAGCAGCUUCGUUGGAGGAUGAGGUCGCGAGGCUCAGAGCAGUGAAUACGCAGCUGGUGAAGAGGUUGCAGAGUCAGGCCGCCUUGGAAGCUGAGGUGUCGAGGCUCAAGUGUUUGCUUGUGGAUCUAAGGGGAAGGAUAGAUGGGGAGAUUGGGUCUUUUCCUUAUCAGAAACCUAAUAUUCCAUCUUUCUCACACAUGAUGAAUCCGUGUAAUGUGCAAUGCGAUGAUGAGGUUUAUUGCCUCCAGGAUGGGUUUGGAGGGAAUAGCCAAGAAGGCGCAUCGAUCAAUGACCAAGGUCGUGAGUUUGACCAGCUACAGUGCAUCGGUAAUCAGAACUUAGUUGCCAAUGGAAAUGGAUCGUUCAACAACGCCAAUGCAUCUGUCUCUAAUAAGAGAAAAGCUGGGCAUCGUGCAUCGAGAGCAGUUUAA
This is a messenger RNA of Microthlaspi erraticum, 768 nucleotides long. Lineage: Eukaryota; Viridiplantae; Streptophyta; Magnoliopsida; Brassicales; Brassicaceae. The record is from the annotation of a GenBank genome assembly.